AUAUUAGUCUAUGAAUUUAACUACAAAAUUUACAUCGGAGAAGACUUCAGAUUAUUUUUCUUUGGUUUUCAGUUUCAGGUGUUUGUAUUAUUGAAGAAUAACUAAUAAUAUUGAAGAUUUUAUAACUGUGCUUAAACUAAAAUUAUGGGAAGCAGAAAAGAACACCUGAAAAAAUCAUUAGGUAUUACGGAAUAUCCUUGGAGUUCAGAUGAUGAUGAUCAGCCUAUGCCCGAUGUGCACUUGCUACGAAGACAGUCUGCUGAACCUCGCCCAAGUGUGGCAGACAUGCCUGGCACAAGUGGACAACAGCUUUCUGAAUCUCCCUUAAUGUCACCACCCAAAAGAAAUCAGGCUGAAAUGUUUUGGUCUUUAAUGAAUAAUACACCCAAACCAUCUUCAUCUUCUGGAGCAUCUCGUACAAGGGCAUGCGAGGGGCCACGGCCGCCUACGAAUACGCCAGCUUCUGAAAUACGAACAGAUCGUAUGACUGCUGCUGCUGACAUUCAGCGCAUUCUAGCGUUCAAGAAAAUCACCCAGUGUAGACUAAACAACAGCCUGCGUCCGACCAAGUCUAACUCCAGCUUAUACUCCAUGUCUUCACGAGGUUUGCCUGGGCCAUCAAGGAAUCCUUUAUUCACACCAUCAUUGACAUCGGCCAGUAUCAAGGCUCAUCAAAAUGCUCUAAAGAGACUACAGUCCAGUCGUAGUGCGCAACCUUCGUUCAGCAGUAGAUGUGGCAAUCCUUCGACUUCGGACAGGAUAUCUUACAUGGAAAUGGAAAUGUUAGAGUUGCCGCGUUUUCUGAAAAGGAGGCUGCCGCCAUCGCCCCAGACAGUGGCUUCGACCCCGGUGCCGGGCCCCGCCCCUAAACCACCGCCCGCUGUACCGGAACCACCCAGUUCAGAUACUUCAAGCCGAUCGACGAGAAAUGAGAAUACAGCCACAGACAAAGAUGCAGUUGUUGAAGUAAACACGUCACAGAAUACAACGGGUAUGUCGUUAGAGGAAGAGAUUGUAGAAAUAGAUGCACAGGACGAACCAGAUGGAAGCACGAACACAGGGGAAAAUACUACACAGAGUGCAGUCGUAAACGCAGACGUUGAACUCAACCAGGUUAUAACAGUAGAUGCGAACGAAGAACCCAAACGUCCGCAACAAGAAAGGAGAAGAGAGGGCAACGCGUCGGCGGAUGAUGCUGAACCAUGCAGUGUCAAAGAAUUUAACCAGAACUUGCUGCGGCUGCUGGAGUGCCCCGUGUGCCUGGAGUGGAUGGAGCCGCCCAUGUCGCAGUGCCGGCGCGGCCACCUCGUGUGCAGCAGGUGCCGCGCGCGCCUCUCCUCCUGCCCCGUGUGCCGCACCACCUUCUCGUCCGUCCGCAACCGCGCCAUGGAGGGGGUGGCAGAGAUGGUGCGCUACCCGUGCCGGCACAUGUGCGGGCGCGAGGUGCGCCUGCGUAGACGAAACGCGCACGAGGCGAGCUGCGGGGCGCGACGAUAUGCCUGCCCCGCCCCUGCCUGCGCCGAGCGCCCGCCCCUGCCGCGUGACCAGCUGGCGCAACAUUUGCAGAGUAAGCACAUGCCGAUGCUGAAGAUCGGGCGCAAGCACAAGUUCUCUAUGAAGGUGAACUCGGAACAACACGACACUUGGGUGAUCGCCGCGUUACACGAAUACUUCUCUCUACGGGUGGAUGUGGACAUUCGCACGUGGGGCGUUAUCGUAUACGUCACCUACAUCGGGCCCAAGUGCAACGCCAAGAACUUUAUAUACGAGGUGUCUGUUGUAGGCCAACACAACUCUAGAAAGCUAGUCUACGCCAGGGCGACGCACAGCGACUUGGAGAGUUGCUCGUUGAACGUGAGCCGGCAAGAUUGCUUUCAUUUGACCAUAGACCAGGCGCUGAACUUCCUGAGAGUCAAGAAUAGGCAUUGCGAGCCAGACAAGUUCCUGGACUUCAAUGUAGAGAUUACUAAGAGCGAAGCGGAGACACGAGACGACUCGGAUUCCUGAUUCGUGUUCAUAACGAACCUGGUAAAACGACGCCUCGCCAAGGCGGUGCGAAUGGCGCGACGUACCAAGUUCAAGAGACGAU
Molecule: messenger RNA, 2089 nt
Organism: Chilo suppressalis (striped riceborer)
Lineage: Eukaryota; Metazoa; Arthropoda; Insecta; Lepidoptera; Crambidae
Source: the annotation of a GenBank genome assembly